Messenger RNA from Penicillium manginii, 207 nucleotides. RefSeq lists its product as uncharacterized. Lineage: Eukaryota; Fungi; Ascomycota; Eurotiomycetes; Eurotiales; Aspergillaceae. The coding region runs from base 1 to 207 and encodes 68 amino acids. The transcript is spliced from 2 exons. The record is from RefSeq and is a predicted model, not a curated record.
AUGGCCUGGGGGAACCACAUUAUUGUGAGCGCAAACAUCAAGCCCGAUACGUCGGACUUUGGUGGUUCGCUGGAUUUCGGCCAGCAAAAAUUCCAGAACAAAUUAUUUGAGAAGGACAAGCAUGCGUUCAACGCCAUCUUUCAUCAUGUGUUUCAAGACAAGAUCAAACAGCAUGCGGACUUCACUCUAGCAUCACCACACAUAUAG